Molecule: messenger RNA, 1567 nt
Organism: Neltuma alba
Lineage: Eukaryota; Viridiplantae; Streptophyta; Magnoliopsida; Fabales; Fabaceae
Exons: 3
Coding region: 133-1200 (355 amino acids)
Source: RefSeq, a predicted model, not a curated record
CUCUCUCAUUCCCCCAUGCUUUUUCUUCCCUAAGAAAACUCUCUUGCCCUCCUCUUAACUUUCUGCUUGUUUCCCGGGAAAAUCUUAGCUCAUUGCAUUUUCAUUCCUUUUCUUUUUUCUUUUUAUCCUGUAAUGGGUAAUUGUGUCCGUACGUCGGAGAAGUUAACGGCGGAGAUUGUACCCCACGACGGAGCUCAGGCUGCUUACCCCACCGUUCGAUUAUACGGCUCGCCCAAGAGCGUUCUCGCCGCCUACAUUCGUUUCGCCCUCAUCCACAGGGCCGUCUCUCUUGACUUCGUUCCCUCCUCCCGAAGAAACACGUUGGCAGGGGAGCUCGCGCGUGCCGACGAUUCCGAUUCGGAGAGCCCGGUUACACUGCAGGUGGGAUCCGACACUAUUUCAGGGACCCGAGAGACAUUGCUUCGGUUCAUUGACGCGCGGUUUCCGAACCCGCCGCUGACAAGGACGGCGGAGGCGGCGGCGGCUGCGGGGGCGGCGACUUCGGCAGCGGGUGGUGGAGGAAAGGGGCAAGAUGAAAUGACGCAGUCGAUGGUGAGGUUAACGAGGCUGCAGCACAAAAGCAUGCUGUGGCAUUUGGAGAGGAUGGUGAGGUGGGCGGACGAUCUGUCGACACGUGGAGGAAAGAAAGCCGCAGAUCCGACGAUGGGCAGCCCUGUGAUGGAGGCGAAGAAGUUCGCCAAGAGCUACUCGCAGCUGCUUGAACUGAUGCUGGAGCACGCUCAGAUGGAGGAGAGGGUCCUCUUCCCCAUCUUCGACAUGGCUGAUCGAGGGCUAUCAAAAGCUGCAAAGGAGGAACACGCGAGGGACCUACCACUCAUGAAUGGCAUCAAAGAAGUUAUAAAAUCUGUUGGGGUUCUAGACUGUGGAAGCCCUGGUUACAGAGAAGCUCUCUCCACUCUCUCUUCCAGGCUUAAAUCGUUGCAGGGGCAAUGCAAGCAACACUUCAGAGAAGAGGAAGUAGAGUUGCUUCCAUUAAUGGAGGCAGUGGAGAUGAGCAGAGAGGAGGAACAGAGCGCAGUGGAACAAUGCUUUGAGCUGAUGCAAGCCACACACAAUCGUUUAUUCAAGUUCUUUCUGGAAGGGCUGCCACCUCAUGAUGCUAUGCAGUACCUGGACUUGAUCCGCAGUUGCAGAAACAGAGAAAAAAUGGAAUCCAUGCUUCAGAUGAUUGUUCAGUGACAGUGAUGAAUUCCCAACCCCACUUUAUGUAUAGAAAAAGUUCAAGUCAAAGGCCACGAAAAAUAUGUUAGGGAUUAGUUUUAUAAAAAAAGAUUGAAGUUAUUUACUUAUUUUUGAGAAUUUGUGGUGUGCUGGUUGAUGAACGAAGCACAUGUAUAUGCAAUCAUGGUGACCUCUUCUUUUGUGGAUUAGUGCAUGUUACUGUGAAUCUGUCAACCUGGCCUUUGGAGAAAGAAGGGCACUUGUUCUCACUCUCUUUUUACUUUUUGGAUAAGGUUGUCACAUGAAGAGGUUCCCAUAUUCCAUCUCUCUGUACCCUUGUCUUCUUCUUUUGUUCCCCCAAAUUUUAACGGUCUGUGUUUUGCUU